Molecule: messenger RNA, 624 nt
Organism: Panicum hallii
Lineage: Eukaryota; Viridiplantae; Streptophyta; Magnoliopsida; Poales; Poaceae
Exons: 2
Coding region: 73-573 (166 amino acids)
Source: RefSeq, a predicted model, not a curated record
CCGACAGAGCCAGCUACCGCUCCCAAGAAGCCAAGCAAGGCUAAUCCUGUGAGGAAGAAGCAGAGUAGGCCGAUGGCGACGAAGCGGGAGAUCUCAGAGGGUAAGAAAAAGGUGGAGCGGAUAAAACAACCGGUCACAAGGGCUUACACUUCUGAGAAUCCAAAGUACAGGGUUGGAAAGGCCUUGCUUAGUGUCUCUGAGCUUCGGGCAGCAGGUCCAUAUUGUAUGGACCUGCACAAGUACUACAUGCAAAAUGUCAAUCAAGCCGAGGAAAUCAUGGUGUCAUACGAAGAGCGGCACUUUCUGCAGCUUGAGGGCAACAGCAACAUCUUUAUUGUUGCCUGGAGCGAUUUGUUCGACCUUUUCAACCUCGACGCUUUGGAUCUUUCUCUCAUUCGGUGCUUUGCAUUGCACAUGCAACAAGAGACAAGGCGUCGAACCGGAAAGAAGUGUGGGUACAUUGACCCACAGCUGAUGACGGUGACAUUUAUGCUGACAGAUAGAGAUAGCUUGGUCAGGUGCGCACAUGCAACAAUUAAACUUGUUUUCAUUUCAACUUGUAGCCACAUGUAGUCACUUGUUUCCAUUUAACACAUGUAACCGCUUGUUUCCAUUUCAACUUGG